AUGGGCCAGCACCAAUCUCGUCUCAUCGCCUUCAACCACAUGAGCGGCGAUCACAGCGGUCCCAACAUAUCCAACAACAUCUACGAGACUCUUCAGCAAUGGGAUAUCACUGGCCAAUCUGUCCAUUAUGAGGAGGAAGAUCUGAAACUCUGGAGGAAGACCGGGCCUGUUGGUAAGCUUCGUAACAUUGUUAAGUUCAUCAGGGCUUCCCCUCAGCGAUCUGAGCGAUUCAGGAAAGCAGCCCAAGAGGUUGAUGCUGGGUCAGACUUCGAGCUAUUCAGCCAGGGUUCCCAGGAGUCAUAUCUUCUUCUCAACAACGAGACGAGAUGGAAUUCCACCUACCUCAUGAUCCAUCGAGCUCUCCAGAAGAGGGCAGAGAUUGAGACCUACAUCAACUAG
Molecule: messenger RNA, 399 nt
Organism: Colletotrichum chrysophilum
Lineage: Eukaryota; Fungi; Ascomycota; Sordariomycetes; Glomerellales; Glomerellaceae
Exons: 2
Coding region: 1-399 (132 amino acids)
Source: RefSeq, a predicted model, not a curated record